Rotaria socialis is the source of this 1767-nucleotide messenger RNA. NCBI's taxonomy places the organism in Eukaryota, Metazoa, Rotifera, Eurotatoria, Philodinida, Philodinidae. The record is from the annotation of a GenBank genome assembly.
AUGGAUAACAAAACUUCUCCAUCACUUUUGACAUUAUCUGUUGAAUUGAUCUUUCGUAUUCUGGAUAAUCUUCAUGAAUCGACAAUUUUAUUUUCAAUGCGCAAUGUAUGUGCACAAUUAAAUACGACAACUGACGCAUAUCGUCGAUAUCAGGCAUUUACCACACUAGGUCUUACUAAUAAUCACUUCGGAGCUGACGGAGCACAACGUGUGGCUGAGGCAUUACGAAACAACACAACAAUCACGACACUGAAACUCGGAGGCAAUCAAGUCGGAGAUAAAGGAGCACAAUAUCUGGCUUAUGCGUUACGAAAUAAUACGACAGUCACCACGCUUCAUCUAAGCACCAAUCAGAUCGGAGACAAAGGAGUACAAGAUCUGGCCGAUGUAUUACGAAAUAAUGCGUCACUCGCCACAUUAGAUCUCGAAUACAAUAAAAUUUCAGAUCUUGGAGCAAAACACCUGGCUGACGCAUUAAGAAAUAAUACGACACUCACUACACUUUAUCUCGACUACAAUCACAUCGGAGCUGUCGGAGUACGAUAUCUAGCUGAUGCAUUACGAAAUAACAAGACAAUCACUAUACUAAAACUCAAAGGAAAUCAAAUUGAAGAUCGAGGAGUACAAUAUCUGGCUGAUGCAUUAAAAAAUAACACAAGACUCACCACAUUAGAUCUCGCAUCUAAUCAAAUAGGAACUAUUGGUGGACAACAUCUGGCCAAUGCAUUACGAAAUAACACCAGACUUACUGCACUUGAUCUCGCCUCUAAUAAAAUAGGACCUAUCGGAGUAGAACAUAUGGCUGAUGCAAUACGAAAUAAUACGACACUUACUACACUUGAUCUCAAAUACAAUCAAAUCGGAGCUGUCGGAGCGCAACAUCUAGCUAGUGCAUUACGAAAUAACACGGGCCUUACUACAUUAGAUCUUUCCUCCAAUCAACUGGAAGCUCUCGGAGCACAACAUAUGGCCGAUACAUUACGAAAUAACACGGUACUCACGACACUACAUCUCGAAUUCAAUGAAAUCGGAGCUGUUGGAGCAAAGCAUCUGGCUGAUGCAUUACGAAAUAAUACGACACUCGCAACACUAAAACUUGGAUGCAAUGAAAUCGGUGCUCUCGGAGCACAAGAUCUGGCCGAUGUAUUACGAAAUAAUACGACACUCACUACACUAGAUAUUUUCCUCAACGAAAUUGGAGCAGUUGGAGCACAACAUGUGGCUGACGCGUUACGAAAUAACAAAACACUCAUCACACUUAAUCUGCGCAAAAAUGAAAUCGAUGCUAAAGGAGCACAACAUCUGGGAGAUGCAUUACAAAAUAAUACAACGCUCAAGAUACUAGAUCUCUUCGACAACAAAAUCGGAGACAAAGGAAUAGAAUACUUGGCUGGUGCAUUACGAAAUAAAGCGAUACUCACCACAUUGGAUCUCACCUCGAAUGACAUUGGAGACAAAGGAGCAGAAUGCAUGGCUGAUGCAUUAAGAAAUAACACUACACUCACUACACUUUAUCUCCAAUACAAUCGAAUUCGAGACAAAGGAGCACAACAUCUGGCUGAUGCAUUACGAAAUAAUACAACACUCAUCGAACUAGAUCUCUUCAAGAACAAUAUCGGAAACGAAGGAGCACAGCAUUUGGCUGAUGCAUUAGGAGUUAAUACGACACUUAGCAGACUAAAUGUUUUCCUUAAUCCAAUCCAAGAUGGUCUUCGAAUUCAUGUGAAGGAACUGGUUGCGCGAAACAACCUGAAGGGGAAAUCAUGA